Fomitopsis serialis is the source of this 1203-nucleotide messenger RNA. RefSeq names its product sure-like protein. NCBI's taxonomy places the organism in Eukaryota, Fungi, Basidiomycota, Agaricomycetes, Polyporales, Fomitopsidaceae. Gene Ontology annotation, molecular function: nucleotidase activity. The record is from RefSeq and is a predicted model, not a curated record. The coding region runs from base 194 to 1126 and encodes 310 amino acids. The transcript has 6 exons.
AUGUCGCGGACGUUGAGAGCCCUUACGUAGCUCUCCAUGUGCUCCUGCUUCCCAUCGCUUUCCAAGCUCUCUCCCUUCGACCCACGUGCGUCCUGUCAACAGCACUUAUAUUUCAGCAUGCCGGGGAGGAAAGACCUGGCAGCCCUCUAUCCAUCUCUCGAAGACGAGGAGGUACAUUCGAAGACCCUUCAGAAUGCUUGGAUCCGGUCGCAUCGUCGCCGCACUGUCCUGCAUUUCCGCAGCUUUGUGCGCUGGCAACAUCGUCUCGACGAACGAUGAUGGGUGGGCUGUGGCGCAGAUCCGUGCAUUGUACACGGAUUUGACGGCCGCUGGCUUCGACGUCGUUCUAUCAGCUCCCGCUGAGAACGAGUCUGGUACGGGCUCCAGUACAGAGACACCAGAAACUUUGAGCGAGCCGUGCGAGUACGACUCCUGCCCUACCGGCUCGCCCGCCGAGGGGUACAACGCCAGUGAUCCUCAUCUGAACUACGUCAACGCAUAUCCGGUAGACGCAGUACAGUAUGGCAUCCAAACUCUUGCACCAGAGUUUUUUUCCGGCUCAGGUCCCGACUUCGUGACCAGCGGCCCAAAUAUUGGAAACAAUCUCGGUCUCGCUGUCCUCUUGUCUGGUACCAUCGGCGCGGCAUGCGAGGCCGCAAAGGAAGGCGUACCGGCAACCGCAUUCUCCGGGGAUUCCGGCUCCGAGGUCUCCUACACCACCCUCGACAGCGAUCCAACCGCUUCCUCGACUGAGGCCGCCUGGAUCUACUCCGCACUAGUCGUUCACUACACCCAAGCCCUCUUCGCCGUCGACAGCAGCCCGCUCCUCCCUCCGGGCAUCAUCGUCUCUGUUAACUUCCCGUCCGUCGACAACUGCUCAGACGCAAGCGACUACCAGUGGGUGCUGUCGAGGAACCUGUGGGAUCCCUUCGCGUCGGACUUUGCGGCGUGCUCGUCCGAUGGCUCCGUCUUGCCGACGGAAAGCGAUGUCGUGGGCACUGCGGGGUGCUAUAAUAGCGUGACUGUCCUCAAUGCAACUACGAAGACGGACGUAGAUGCGGAUUAUCAGGGAGAGGUAUAUAGCAUACUGCGUGAGCUGCCGUUUACCUGUCUGCCGAGUGCUUGAACAGAGAAGCAUCGAGAUGAAAUAGCUGGCAGAUACUGUACGGGGCCAAUCGCACACGUUGUUGAGGCUGUACAUAC